Harpia harpyja (harpy eagle) is the source of this 3563-nucleotide messenger RNA. It is a transcript of the gene FGFBP2, whose product is annotated as fibroblast growth factor binding protein 2. Bases 2342 to 3085 code for a protein of 247 amino acids. Lineage: Eukaryota; Metazoa; Chordata; Aves; Accipitriformes; Accipitridae. The transcript is spliced from 2 exons. Gene Ontology annotation, molecular function: growth factor binding. The record is from RefSeq and is a predicted model, not a curated record. Gene Ontology annotation, biological process: cell-cell signaling.
UUUUGUUGAUGACUUUAGCUUAAGCAACCUAAGAGACCAAGAAUUGGAGCAGGAAGGACUGAAAGAACAUUGACUGUGGGUGAGGGAGCUUCCGAAUUCUACAAAGGAUGUGAUUUAUGCAAAGAUGGUAGGAUUCAAGCUAAUGAGUUGUGGAGGAUAUCCACAUACCCUGCAAGUGCUCAAGGUGGUGUUUCUGUAGUAGGGACAGCAGAAUUAAAUGUUUGCCAGUUCUUCAGCUCCCAUAGUUCACUGCUGGCAUCCUAGCUUAACUUGUAGAAGGACAAUUGUUUUCCACUGAUACGACAAACCCUGAGCUGUUUCAUCUGAAGUGCAGGCAGAGAGAGGACACAAGUGUCAGGUGGGAGUGAGACAAACACUUGGCAGUAACAUAUUAACUGUAAUACAUAAAUAUACCAGAGCUCUUGAGUCCAAGCUUUGGUAUUUGUCCUUAUCCUUGUAGUCUGAUUUGUUUUCAUGAUUACACUUUAAAAACUUUCAGAACUGGUAUAAAGUAACUUUUAAGUUGUUUUGAACUCUAACGAUUAUUAGAACAAGAGAGAGAAAUGCCUUUAGUUUCUAAUCUAGGAACUGUCAGUGCUGUUGUGCAUACCCAAGUGUAAAUAAUACAUUUGUUUGUCAAAUAUUAGGAGGUCUUAGAGUGCUUGCAGUAGGGAUUUGAAAUCCUUGAAAUGAAGUGUGAGGUGGGCAACAAGAUUCUUCUGUCUAGCUGGAUGACAAGACUCCUCAGAAAACAACAGAAGAGAGAAUUGUAAAUCUUAAGUAGGCAUGUACCAUUGCUGUUUCUCCCAAGACUUGACAGGAGAGCCACACCACUGUGCUUUGAAAGAGACAGUCAGGAGGAACAAAUGGCAAGAAGCUAGAAAUGAGACCUCUUCUAAAAAUGUUAUUAAAUAGUCUUAGAGAGGGGAUGAAAAGAAAACAAUGUUGUUCUCUCUGUCAAAUGAUAUUUAGUCAUGGGGAACUUCAUGAUACGUUCACUGGAAGAACAAGGUUCAGGCUACUCAGAAUGGCUCUUCCAGGUAGCUCUGUCUUCAAGCAGGCAGCUCUUAGACUAGCUGAGGUGCCACAGCAGCUAGGGACUCUAUUGUCAAGUAUUAGACAAGCAUUUUUUGCAAUUUCAGUUUUUUGUUCUGCCUCACUGUUUGUUGAAUGUUUUUGCCUUGGUAUUUUCUUUAGUGACACCUUUUGAGUGGCUAGGUAUACAGAAUGGUAUUGUAUUCCAUUAUGUAUGGCCAUUCUUAAGCCUAGGGUUUCUAGCACCUCACAGUUACUCAAGCAUACCUAAAUAAUACAACACACCUUCCAGAAGCUGUUCAGGUCAGGCUGGGUGUAGCAUACGCAUCUUCAAAAGAAGUGCCUAGUGGGGUCUUACUAGCCAGAACAGUACUGUGGCUUGCAACAGCAUGGGAGGGAUUUUUCCUUAUGAUCUCCUGAAUGCCAAGGGAGUUACCAUGAUUUUCCUUAGCUCUACUUUUAGUUACUGCAGCAGAAACUGCUAGUACAGGAUUCUGCACUAAAAUAUUUCUAUUCUCUUGCCUUUGUUUUAUGGCGUUUUUACAGCUCAUUAUCAACAGGAAAAUAGCUAUUUAAACAAAAAAGUGAAAGGUGAUAAAGCACAAAUAUCUGUCUAACAUGCUCUGGGGUCUAUUCCCUGCUGCUGAGACCUAUGAUAAGCUAGUUCUGUUGUCUUGCUCUGUUGGCUGAAAGUAACCCAUGGUGUGACAAUGAUGAUAAAAAUUCCAAAUGUUUGGUUUAUGUUUAGGCCUGUAAUACAUUAUUUUGCUAAAGCUUUAUUCCUUAUCUUGCUUAACUAUUGCAAGUCUAAAAAUCUUUCAUGGCUCAAAGAAUGUGAUUCUUCCAUGUGUCCCCACUGCGUGUCAUGUGCUGACAAAAUGAAGUACUAAAGUUGCAUCCUUACUGUGCAAAUCCACAGAAAACGCAUUCCACAAAUCAGCCUUUAUUAGUACGACAAAUUUAUAAUCAUCCAGAAGUAGCUGAAUAGAUUGCUUUGGCACUUCUAUCUGUUUUUACUUCAAUAUGGUCUUACAAGCUCUGGCAUGAAGAUAGCUAUAAAGCAGCUGGAGAAUGGAAAAUAUCUGUUAAAAAUCAAAUAUGACAUGUUCAUCCUGGAUAGGAAUGUGCUUCUCAGUUAUACAACUAUCGUUCUGUAUUUAACUGCAUUUACAAGAUUUGUCUUGUUACCUUCUUGGGAGUUCACAGGUUAUUCGACACUCCCUCAGGCUAUAAAUUAUGGGUACAUGCCUACUGAAGUGUGAUUUAUUAUUCUUAUAAAAAAAAAAAACAAACAACUUUGCAUCCCAUGUUUCGCUGGAAAGAGGCUUCUUUGUGCACCAAGCCUUUAAAUUGUGAGCAGCCACUUACUGCUUUCACUUUUUUGGAUCGUGUUGCUCAAGGAUCUCAGUCAACUCCUCUCACCAUGAAGAGUUUUGCUCUUCUUUUCCUAGUAGUGAUCUGUGGCAUGGGAGGAUUGGGACAGAAGGUGAAGCCAAAGAAAAGAAGCAAUGGUGAAGAAAUAAAUUUUCGGACUAAAAACAAAGAUGUUUGCACAAUGAGCAUGAGUGGGGAUGAGGAGAUGAAACUUAGAAUUGAAUGCAGAAGCCAAGGCAUGUCCUACUGGUGCGAAUUCACUGGCAAGCCAUCAGUCUGUCGUGCUUUCAGAAACAAUCCAAAGAUUUACUGGAAUCAGAUUGCUGUGGAACUUAGAAAGCUCCCGCAUGCUUGUGAAUCCACACAAGUGUUGAAGACCACCAUGUGCCAAAAGGCUCCCACAGAGGCCCUCAUGAAGCAAAUAGCUGCUGGUAUGGAGCCAGAAGAUCUAGCAAACCAGGACAAAUCAGUCCAGAAAACUUCCACUUCUAUGAGGGGAGCAGGGAAAAGCUCUGUUAAGAAACUAGGGAAACCUCCAAUACUGCCUCUGAUAAAACCAACCCAACAUGGUCAAGGGUCUGAAAACGAAACGGAAGCAAUGAAACUGGCGCGGGAACAUUGCUGGGAAUCCCUGCAUGGUUUCUGCUCCUACAUUAUUGGCAUCUUUAGAGGUUAAGGAUUUUCUUCAGAGCAAAAUUUUUACAGCUGAAGAAGGGUCCGUGCUGUAGUUUAAUAACUUAGAUGUAAGAAUUUUGGUUUAAAAAUUAGUCAUCUCUACAAAUCUUGUAGCUGUUUUCUCUUUGCACCUGUAAAAUGAAACUUUUUAACAGCCCUGAAAAAUGCAUGAAACUAGAGUGACUGUACUUAAAGUGUUAGAAUGAACUAACUGUUCCGAGGUCUGUUACACACCAAGGCGUACUGCAUUCAUGUAACCAAGGUUCCACUUUAAGAGUGCUGACCUUGAAUAGGUUUUUGUGUGUGCUGAUUCACUUCAAUUUGUUAAAGAUGAAAGCUGUAAAUGAUGCUUCAGUUAGUGCAAACAAUAAAAAUAAGAUUUUUGAAAACAUAUUCAGUGUGCAUUCUUAAAAUUUUAAAUAGUGCUAUUUGUAUAUAGUCAUGGUAUUUGAUACUUGUUUCUUAAGAGAUUGUUGGUA